AUGGCAGACAAAUGGGCAGGAUGGGAGAUUCGCAUGUCCAACUCUCGCAGGGUUCCCUACUUCUUCAAUUCUGAGACCAAGAAAUCGAGCUGGGAACCUCCAGAGGGUAUGACAGAAGAAGAAAUUAACAACCUUCCCGGCGCGAAGGAACACCUGAAGGGAGAGGGCGUUCAGGGCGGCAUUCACGCCGGCCAGGUCAGGGCUAGCCAUCUCCUGGUCAAGCACCGAGAUAGCAGGAGGCCUUCAAGUUGGAAGGAGGAAAACAUUACGCGUACCAAAGAGGAAGCCAUCGAAAUCCUCAAGGGAUACGAAGCCCAAAUCGGCGGUGAUCCCGCCAAGUUUGCCGAGUUGGCUCAGGCUCAUUCGGAUUGUUCGUCCCAUUCUCAUGGAGGGGAUCUGGGGUGGUUUGGACGUGGACAGAUGCAGAAGCCGUUUGAAGAUGCUACCUUUGCUUUAGAGGUUGGGAAGAUGAGCGAUGUGAUUAGCACUGACAGCGGCGUUCACUUGAUCCUUCGGACUGGCUGA
Molecule: messenger RNA, 525 nt
Organism: Coprinopsis cinerea okayama7#130
Lineage: Eukaryota; Fungi; Basidiomycota; Agaricomycetes; Agaricales; Psathyrellaceae
Exons: 3
Coding region: 1-525 (174 amino acids)
Cellular component (GO): nucleus; cytosol
Molecular function (GO): peptidyl-prolyl cis-trans isomerase activity; protein binding
Source: RefSeq, a predicted model, not a curated record